Blepharisma stoltei is the source of this 602-nucleotide messenger RNA. Lineage: Eukaryota; Ciliophora; Heterotrichea; Heterotrichida; Blepharismidae. The record is from the annotation of a GenBank genome assembly.
AUGCCAAUUAGGUCACCAAGGUCAAGCUUAGAAACCUGCAAUGGGGCUUCAACAGAAAAUUUGAUACUAGAGCAAGCACAAAUGCUGAGGAGAUUAGAAAAACAAAUCCAAGAACUCCAAAGCCAAAUCUGCUAUACUCAGCUUGAAAGUCCAAAACCAAAAUAUCAAUUUGCAAGAAAUUCUCCAAAAAUGGUGAACUCCUCAACAAAUACUACAAUUGAUAAAAAAUCGCCGUCAUGCAGAACUCUUUUUCAUGAAAAACAAUCGGCUUCGACGAAUAUUAUUUAUUAUAUUAAUUUGAUGAAAAUUUUUAAAAAAAAUAUAUUUAUUAUGCUGUAGAUGGAAAAGAAUGAAUUAAUAUAACAAGAUACACUUCAUUUAUGCAUAAAGACCGUCCUAAAAGACCACCCCGAAUGCCAAGAGUCCCUAAUUUAAGAUUUUCUACUGAAGGGUCUGAGUCUUCAGAAACUUCUCCAAAAUCCUCUUUUCGAGCCCUGCAGCAUCAGCAAGAAAUUCAUAUUUUACAGACUCGUCACAGGAUCUUCCUAAAAAUCCCCCCAAAGCUAAAACAAAUUCUCGUGGGAAUUCAGAUACUACAAUAG